AUGAAGGUCCUUCUGAUAACGUGUCUACUGGUUGCGAGCUUAUUAUUGUCUGUUAGAGCUGAUACAGAGAAGACGGACGAGAAGCCAGAGAUUACAAAGUUAGAGUUAGUGGAUCUUGGCGAAGGAGAAAGCGACGUGGAUGCCAAAGAUUCGGAAGUUCAAAGAAAGAGAGAUUCGGGCUACUCCUACAAGAGACCGAGCAGCUUUGCGCCAGCCUCGAGAGCUCGUUUCCAAGUCGGCCAAUCCGGCCACAGAGGACGUAUCGUUAAUAGACAUCCGGCGCAAAUAAAUAGACCUGUCACCAAAUACGGACCGCCCGGUUAUCAGAAUUCAUCCCCGACGAGACCUGCCUCUCAUGGUCAACAACACCGAGAUAAGCUGCAAUUUCACGGUCAUUUCGGUCAACAAUAUCCGGCGAACUUUGAUGGCCGCCCCGGUGGUUUGCUCGAACAGGAAGUUCCGAGUCCAAUUAGACAAGUCGACUUUGUCCAACCGAAUCCAAUAUCCACUCAGAACAACGAACCCUUCGCGACUCACUCGGCCAAUUAUUUACCGCCGCAGAAUCAAAAGUUGCCUGGUUACACGGCGCCGAACAAUUUUUCUCCAGCUCAAGCGGUGCAGGAAGUUCCACCACAGGUGAACAACAACGAAGGGCAGUCGGCGAAUUUCCAGAGUCAGAACAUCCUUCAAUCUCAGGGCCAGAUAUCGGACGCGGCUCUUUUCCUCACGCAAAACGCCCAAGCUAUUCAACAGUUGUACGGUGCCCCUUUGAACGAGCAAGACUUUGCUCCAAAUAACGACCAGUUAUUCUUAGGUCAGAACGAUCAAGUUCAAAGGCCCAGUGGCCAGUUUGAAAAUUUCGAAAGCAGUUCCCAGAGCCCACAGGGCUUUCUAGGUUCCCUGCCGUCUUACGCAUCCGGAACCCUAACCGCCCAAGAGACCCUGGAACAGAUACAGUCCCUCGAAAAGGACAGAUUGAUUGUUCAAUUGCAGCGAGCGCUCGCGACCCAGACACAGGCCCAAAACGCGGACGUAGCUGGAAGGUACGCUCAAAAUCAGCCGAGCUUCGUUCAGAGUCAAGAUCUUCUGGCUUCCCUCGGACAGCGAAUGAAGAUUCACGGUUUAAAUACACAACCGAGUACCGUAAAUUUCGGCUCCGGCAAUACAGCUUUCAAUCAAUCACCUUUUUUGCCAGGAACAACGAUCAGUCCGGGGUUUCCGUUUAACUAUGGAGUAUCGACCACCGUUCAACCCCCAACGACAUCCACGACAGGAACGACUACAACGGCGGGAACAACGACAACGUCGACAACGACAACCGUGCAACCGCCUCAAGCUGCUAAAGGCGAUGGAACCAACCAGUUCGCUUCAACCCUACCUACCACAACUUUGUCACCGUCGAACACUCCAGGUGUUCCUGUUUACGGUGGAUUCGUCCCUACCCUAAUCGCUGGUACAACCUUCCUAUCCAACGUUCCAAAUUACGGGACCACUUUCUUCGCUCCAGGACCCAUCGCACCUGUCCAACCGUCAGGAUCCUCUCCUACGCACUUUGGACUACCUAUUCCUACCAAUGCUCAAGGCCAGAAACCCAGUGUCUCUGUUACCACACCGUCUUCGAUCCCGUCGACGACUCUUUCUGUUGCCGGUAGACCAACCGCUCCUUCGUCUCCGCCAAUUCAUACGCUUCCUCUGCAUCCAGUCGCGACUCCUCUCCAUCCAGUGGUGACGCCUCUUCAUCCAGUGACACCGUUGCAAUCGGUCCUCCCCGCGACGCCGACACACGUGCACUCUGUACAGGCAACAUCGACGUCGACUCAUCCGGCGUACGGGUUGCAGACGCCGGUGAUCAAUCCCUCGCUUUUAUACAAACCCAUCAAACCGGUCUAUCCGUUCUACUAUUACCCGAACGUCGCGUAUCAGCUGCACAAGCCCGCGUUACCGACUUAUCCGUGGAGCUACGCGCCUGCCUAUGCACAGGCGAAACCGACCCAAAUAUGGAAAUGA
Molecule: messenger RNA, 2007 nt
Organism: Habropoda laboriosa
Lineage: Eukaryota; Metazoa; Arthropoda; Insecta; Hymenoptera; Apidae
Product: anti-sigma-I factor RsgI2-like
Exons: 2
Coding region: 1-2007 (668 amino acids)
Source: RefSeq, a predicted model, not a curated record